Molecule: messenger RNA, 1608 nt
Organism: Fraxinus pennsylvanica
Lineage: Eukaryota; Viridiplantae; Streptophyta; Magnoliopsida; Lamiales; Oleaceae
Source: the annotation of a GenBank genome assembly
AUGGCUGGGAAGAAAGUUAUAGCCAUUUGUCGAUCAGGUGGUGAAUUUGAGGCAGAUAAAGAUGGUGUACUUUCUUAUAAAGAUGUUUAUGCUUAUGCCAUGGAAAUCAAUGAUCACGUGGACUUUAAUGAUUUCAAGUUGGAGGUAGCGGAAAUGUUUAACUUCAACCUUUAUACCACGUCAAUUAGAUAUUUCCUUCCUGGAAACAAGAAGACUCUUAUCAGCAUUUCCAAUGACAAAGACCUUGUGCGUAUGAUUAAAUUCCAUGGUGACUGUGACACUGCCGAGAUAUAUGUUAUGACAGAAAGAGUUCUUGCUCCUGAUGUCUCACACAUGCCAGGCAGUAGGUCGAGUAGGACAACUAUGUCAGAAGCUGAGUUUCCUGUUGAUGUUCUUUCAAGUAUGAUGAACGAUGUUGUGGAUGACAUAAACCAGCCUGAUCUCCUUCUUGAUGUUAAUUUUGAUGCAGUAGGUGAUACUAACCAGUUUGAGUCCCAAAUUGGUGUUCCAAUAGAAAUGCCUGUGCCAAUUUCUUUUGUUGGUUCCUUUGACCAAAAACAUGCUGAAGCCGAACGGCUGUGGCUGAACAAUAUUACUGGUGUGGGCCAGAGGUUCAAUAGCGUCCAUGAAUUUCGUGAGGCAUUGCAAAAAUAUGCCAUUGCGCAUCAGUUUUCUUUCAAGUAUAAGAAGAAUGAUAGUCACCGUGUGACUGUAAAAUGCAAAGCAGAUGGUUGCUUGUGGAGAAUUCAUGCAUCUAGGUUGUCGACCACCCAACUGAUUUGUAUCAAGAAAAUGAAUCCUAUACAUACAUACAAAGAGAAGGGACUAAGAGACUCGAUCAUUGAAAUUUUUCAGAAUGAGGAUGUUCACCAUGGUUUCUGCCUACGCUGUCUCUCAGCGCAACUUAUUAGAAAUUUGAAGGGGCAGUUUUCUCAUGAAGCAGACCGACUUAUGGUUGAAGAUUUCUAUGCUGCAGCUCAUGCCCCUACACCUGAAGGCUUCCAAAGUUGGGUAUCUGAUGCACAUGAAUUGCCAAUUACCCAGAUGGUUGAUGCAAUACGAGGUAAGAUUAUGGAAUUGAUUUAUAUGCGGCGGACAGAAUCUAACCAAUGGUUGACAAGAUUGACUCCGUCAAUGGAGGAAAAAUUAGAAAGGGAAAGCUUGAAAGUGAGAAGGCUUCAGUUAUCAAAAUCCACUGGUAACAAAUUUGAGGUCCGUGGGGAUUCUAUUGAAGCGGUAGAUGUGGAUAAUUGUGACUGUAGUUGCAAAGGUUGGCAGCUUACUGGGUUGCCUUGCUGCCAUGCCAUUGCAGUCAUUGGUUGCCUGGACCGCAAUCCACAUGAUUACUGUGCACGAUACUUCACAACUGAUUGCUACAGAGUUACAUAUUCAGAGUCUAUACAUCCCAUUUCAAACGUGGAUGACCCCUGGCAGAAAGGUACUUCACAAUUUGGUACAACUGUAACUCCCCCAACUCGUCGUCCACCAGGCCAGCCUACUACUAAAAAGGUUGGCUCACAAGAGGUAGUGAAACGUCAACUCCAAUGCAGUAGAUGCAAGGGUACUGGGCACAACAAGUCAACUUGUAAAGAGUUUUUGGAGUGCUAG